UCGACAUCAACCAGUCUUAGAUUUCACUUAUUUCUCUAAAUCUCUCCUUUAUUACUCUUAUAUUCUCUCCAGUCCUUUAUUACAAAAUCUACUAUCUCUCCUCAUUAUGAACGCAGGUGACUCAGCCUUAAAAGAUAUAAUCACGAUGACAGAGUCUUUGAGUUGUGAGGAACCUUCCCUAGUUUUGGUGGCUUCUAAUAAUUUUGGACAACAACUGAGAGAGGAUAAACUACUUGCUAAGAUUGUAUCAGUUAGUAAAUACAAUCUAUGGGUUCUAAAUAACACUUUAUCCAAGGCCUGGAAGUUGGAAGCAGAACUGCAGGUAAGAAGGGGUCCGAAUGGCAUUUUCAUCUUUCAGUUGCUGAUUGUCAAGAGAAGGACAAAGUCUAUGAUGAGGGACCGUGGUCAAUUGAUAACAACUUGAUUAUUUUGAACAAGUGGCCACCUGACAUUGCAAUACAAGAGGUAGAUCUUUCAUCUACAUGGUUCUGGAUUCAGAUUCACGAUUUACCACCUACUUUCUAGAAUGAGGAUAGUGUUAAGAGGAUAGCCUCGCUCUUUGAAGAAUUCAUCAGUUGGGAUAGACCAAAAUCAAGCAACGUAGAGUGGGUUCUUUCCUACGAAUCAGGGUCAGAAUUCAGGUGAGAAAUUACAAAAUCUUUCUAUUAUCACAACCAACGCUCAAGGUUCAUCAUCGUAGACUCCAACACUGAGUAAGCAGCCUCCUAAUGCUUCAGAUCAUCGCCGAUCUCAUUCCUCAAGAAAAUCUAACAGCUAUUGCCAUGUAGAUCUCCCUAAUCUUCUCUCUCUGCAUAAGAGCAGUACGAUAGCAACCAUUCCAAAGACUCUUCCUUUCUCCGAGGAUCCACAAUCUGUGACAAUAGCUGCCAUUAUGCAUAAUACUCCUAUAGAUGGGACAUUGAUCAAUCCGACAACUGCGCUUCGGGAGGCCACAACAAUCAAGGAAGAAAGGAAGGGGACCUAAGCAACUAGAAACUUCUCGUUCCAUCAAAGAGGGAUGAAAGCUCUUCUUAUUUAGGCCCGAAGAUAGUGGAAUGCCCUUUUUCUAAGCCCAUCUCACCUCCAGUCCAGCCUACCUAUUUAGAGAGCCCAGAACAAAAAUCUUUAUAGGCCAAAAAGAAAUGGGCGUUAAAGGUAACUCUCCCUCAACUUCAAUUAAAAAAACCCAAAAACCUUGACCUUUCCUUUCUUGAGCCAAAGCCUUUGGAUUGUCCAGUGCACUUGGCUAGCAGUAUUUACAAACCUGAGAUAAUUAUUUCAAGGCCCAGUCCUGCUGAAAUAGCAUCCAUCCUAAAAUUAAAAGUUCUAGCACUAAGAAAAGAAGGAAAUAACUACAACACUCAGCCUAAGGGACAAUCUGAUAUAGAGACAACUUAUGAGGAGAAUGCUAUAAUUGGGCAAGAAGGAGUAAGUGAACAGCGCAGGACUUAGAAGCGUAGAGCUCGGCAAGGCUCUCAAAAGGAAGGUGUUACUAAUCCAAAUUCACCAUCAGAGGGGUUGACUGAGGUAGAUAAUAUUCAGAGCACCGAUAUCCAUUACAGAACAUUUAAAAUGGACAAAGAAUCUUUGGAUACUCCCUUGACUAAGGCUUCGGUGACUAGCCUAAAGCCACCACAAGGGCCAUAAGGAUCGUAGCUUGGAACUGCCAGGGAAUUGGGCAAGCCCCGAUAGUUCGAGCUCUCUUGGAGCUCAUACGUCGACAUCACCCCUCCAUUGUGUUCUUGAUGGAUACAAGAAAAAAGAAGAAGUAUAUGGAAGGUUUAACAAGAAGAAUGGGUUUUGAUAAUGUUCACUAUGUAGAACCUCAGGGCCUAUCUGGAGGUUUAUGCUUAUGGUGGAACAACAAAGUGAACUUGGUUGUAAAUAAAUCUUCUCCUAAUUUUGUAGAUGUUGCUGUGCAAUUAGAGGGAAGUAAUUUUAUUUGGCAAUCUAUUUUUGUUUAUGGAUGUCCAAAUCAAAAGAACAGGAGAGAUUUUUGGAAUCAGUUACAUGAUAUCUCAUCUCCCUCCAUCCCUUGCAUCUUUGUGGGUGAUUUUAACUCUAUUGCUUCUCAGGAUGACAAAUGGGGUGGUGCUGAUUUUUCUUUCUCACAAGCAAGAGAUAUGCAUAACUUCAUCGAAUUUAGGGAGCUUAUGGACCUUGAAUGUAAGGGUCCUUAUUUUACUUGGUUCAAUAAACAAUUUGGCAGGGUAGCAAUCCUAGAAAGACUUGAUAGGGCUUUAGCAUCUAUUGAAUGGAAAGAAGCAUUCCCGAAGGCCUAUGUUUUGAAUGAAGCCCUUAUCGAAUCAGAUCAUAGUCCUCUAGUCCUGUGUUUAGACGGCUUUCAAACACCCAAGAAACAGUUCUCUUUUAAAUUUGAAGCUAAAUGGAUGCUACAUUCAGAGUGUCAGGCGGUUACCUCUUCAGCAUGGAAUCAACAAAUCAUCGGGUCACCCAUGUUCUCCAUAAUGAAAAAGUUGAAAUUUUGCAGAAUAGUUUUAAGCAAAUAGAGCAGGGAGCACUUCAAAGGGAACUAUUUGGAAAUCAAUCAGUUGACAAAUCAUCUCAAAUCUCUGUACUAGAAUCCGAUAGAUGAAGCUAAUAAUCUGAUAGAACACCAAAUUCUGUCCCGUCUUAAGGAAUUAUGGCGUAGAGAGGAAAUGCACUGGAAGCAAAGAUCCCGCAUUAAUUGGUUACAAGAAGGUGAUCGCAAUACGCGAUACUUCCAUGUUUCAACCAUG
Hevea brasiliensis (rubber tree) is the source of this 2741-nucleotide messenger RNA. RefSeq lists its product as uncharacterized. The record is from RefSeq and is a predicted model, not a curated record. Gene Ontology annotation, molecular function: catalytic activity. The transcript has 2 exons. Bases 1746 to 2510 code for a protein of 254 amino acids. NCBI's taxonomy places the organism in Eukaryota, Viridiplantae, Streptophyta, Magnoliopsida, Malpighiales, Euphorbiaceae.